Pseudogymnoascus destructans is the source of this 444-nucleotide messenger RNA. RefSeq lists its product as uncharacterized. The record is from RefSeq and is a predicted model, not a curated record. Bases 1 to 444 code for a protein of 147 amino acids. Lineage: Eukaryota; Fungi; Ascomycota; Leotiomycetes; Thelebolales; Thelebolaceae. The transcript has a single exon.
AUGUGCUGCGCCCUUACCUCAGUCUCGUCUCUAUGUGCUGGAGUAUCGGCUAUCUGCUCGGCACCGGAGUACUCACAGCCUUCCUCAAGAUGGAAGGACAGUGAGCAUAUCGGAUUCCCUUUGCGCUUCAUGGUAUUCUGCUUGCCCCAGAAUCUCCUUGGUGGCUCGUACGAAGGAACCGAAUUGCCGAUGCCGAAGUGGCAUUUGCGCAAACUCCGGAAGAAGGAUGUCGACGACGAGGAAAUCGCGAAUACCUUAUCUAUGAUCGUCUACACCAUCAAGAUCGAGAACGAGAUGAACACGUCCAGUGCUUAUAACUCUAUUCAAAGGUGUCAACGUCGACGAACUGAGAUUACGAUUUUUACUUAUGUGUUCAAGAGCUAUGCUUCCGCUGUUGUCAUACGUCGUAUACUUCCUCCAACAAGCCGGUCUCCCUACCACUGA